Messenger RNA from Bursaphelenchus okinawaensis, 5783 nucleotides. The record is from the annotation of a GenBank genome assembly. NCBI's taxonomy places the organism in Eukaryota, Metazoa, Nematoda, Chromadorea, Rhabditida, Aphelenchoididae.
AUGAGCCUUUCAACAAGCACUGCCAGUACCUUGAACUACAUUUCAAAUGCUGUCUCAGUUUUGAAUCACCCACUUUUACCUGAUUCACAUCGAAAAUCGAAGAAAGCGGAGGUAAAGCAAGAGGUGGAAGAUGAAGAACCCAACAAAUCGGCUGAAUUCUUUGAUCCACUUGGCGUUCAAGGUGUAGAUGAGGUUGUGGAAAAGUUUUCGACAGCUGCUUUACAUCAAAAGAAUGGCAAAGUUGAGGAUGAAGGAAAGAUUGAGCUGUUUGUUGAUGGACCUUUGUCGAACACAUUAGAAGAGAAGGAAGAAGAUGCUGUACCUGAACUGGACUUGAAAUUUGUUGACUUUAAACCUUGGAGAGAGUAUAAGAAGAAGAUUUUGGACAAGUUUUAUUCAGAAAAUGUGUUUACCCUGGAGUCUAGCUUUUUGAAGCCACCAAAAGGGACGAAGGGUCAACAUGUUGGUGUAGGGUAAGUUAAUUUUGUUGUUUUUGUUAUGUUUUUAGGUAUGAUCACAUAGGAAGUUAUGUUCUAAAGAUGUAGAAUUAAAUUCUCUUGCUUUUGAUGCAUAAUAAAUGUUGUUUCAGAUCAAAACCGGGUUAUGGGCAUCAAAAACCUUCACCAUCUACUUUUAAAUUUACGAAUUUGACCGAAGAGGAUUUUAUUCGUAAAUUUCGAGAUCUACGUGUUACUUUAUUAAGAUUAUGGGCUCAAGAAGAACGAGUGCAAUGUAUUUCAGUACGUUCUUACAUGAUUUCCAAUUUGGUCUACAGUAACUUAAUUUAUCUUCAAUUUUUGGAUACUAAUCAUGAUCUUUGAUGAACAAUUAUGUUUUUAAACACGACUUUUUCAGUUAUGUCGUGAAGUAGCUCAAAUUAUGACACAAAGUUCCUUAGGCAAUUUUUAUCCUAAGGCAUUUGUUUUGGUGACGGAUUUUAUGGACAUUUUUGGACAUUUGGUUUAUCAACGAUUGUUGGAGAAGGCUAAACAAGAACGUCGUCAAGCUGGUCUCUCGGCUUUACCAACACACUUUUCGACCAUAGAUGUGUUGGAGAAGACUAGAAUAGUGGCUAGAAACUGGUUUGGCAAGCUGGGAGAGAUUACUGAUGUCAUACCUCAUCUUUAUAGUAAGUUAAUAUGAUUUUUUUGGUUUUUAGGUAACAAACUGGAAACAUCUUGAUCUUAUGGCUUGAGAAUACAAUUUAAUGGCUUAAUUUUACCUUUUUGACUUUAUAGUUGGAUGUGCCUUAAUGCCAAUAAUGAAGUUCAUGGACGAAAACUCAAUUUCCGAAAAUCUCGACCGCUUAUGUCAAUUGGCUGCUAUUUUACCACACCCAUUAGUAGCGUCAUACGCCAGAUGCUUUGUUUGUCGGGUAGCCAUGAGAAUCGAACCUUCUAAUCGAGCACCACAUUGGAAAUGUCUCAAUGAUUGGAUGCAAACCUUCAAACAACAGCCGGUAAGGACAUGAAAACAAAGUUUUUGCCAUUUUUUGUCUUGUAAUGAAAGUUAUUGCGAUUUUUCGUUUUGAAAUGAAAGUUUAUUUCAUUUUUCGCCUUGAUUUCUUAUUUUGUGUCAUUUUCGUUUUUGGAAACAAAGUUGGAAGAUUUGUAAUGUAAUUUGCACUGAAAAUCUUCCACCCAACUUCCAUUUUUAAAUGACUGAAAGUAGCAUAAAAACACGUUUUUAACACUUUUUAGAGAUGAAAGUUUGGUGGAAGAUUUUUAGUGCAAAAUAUAUUACAAAUCUUCCACUUAACUUUCACUUCCAAAAAUGGGGAAAAACGUGUUUUUAGGCCAUUUUAAGACAUUUUAAAAAUGGAAGUUAGUGGAAGAUUUUUAGUGCAAAAUACAUUACAAAUCUUACACUUAACUUCCACUUUUUUAAAAGUAUUUUUGUUGUAAAAUUAUGGGUUUCAAGCCAUUUUUCAACUUAACAUUGUCAUAAUUCUAGGUAAGUCUUCUCUGGCCUCCGUUAGAAUACAUAAUUCAAUGCGUAGCCUACAGCGCAGUAACAUACGACGACAUUCUACCAUUAUGGGAAUAUGCCAAGUUACCAGAAAAACGACAAUUCGUAUUCAAAUGUCUUCUGCAUGCCUUGCCAAGUCAUUAUCUAGCCGAAUUUUGCGUUGAAACUUGUAAAAUACUGGUCGAAUCGCCGAACGUCGAAGAGAUCACGGCCUUCGGAGAGAGUCUAGAGAAAACCAACAUUGCCGAACCGAAUCGAAAGCCAUUGCUUAAGGCGAUUUGGAAAAUGCUUCAAAAGUUGGGGAUGAAAGAGUUUGUGGAGGGAAUGGCAGUUUGGAUUGAGUUCGUGGCCAAGUACUUUACAGUAUCUGAGAUUCAGAUAGUACUCGAUGGACUGUGCGGAAAGCUGGAGAAUGAUCGGGUAGGUUGAGGUGGUUUUUGGGGUGGGCAAAGUAAGGUGGGGUAGGGUGGGUUAUGAUAGGGUAAGGUAAGGUAGGGCUGGGUGGGUUAAGGUAGGGUUAGGUAAGGUAGGGCAGGAUGGGUCAAGAUAGGCUAAGGUAAGGUAGGGCAGGGUAGGGUAUAGUUAAGUAUGAUAAGGCAAGUUUAAGAUAGCGUAGGACAAAUUAGGAUAGGGUACAAUAAAUAUGGCAGAAUGGGGCAAGGUAAGGAUAAGUCUAUAGGGCUUGGCUUCGUUAGGAUUUACGCCGCAGUAAACACUGUAUUACUGUAGAAAGAGGCUUACAAGAUUACUGUAGAGUAAGAGAAGGGUUGAGUAUUCUUAAAACAAGCUUUUGGCAGAGUUGUCAUAUUACUGGGCUAGGGUUACAUUGAGACUGGGAUCGGGUAGGGUUAGCUUAUGGUAUUGUUAGAGCUUUUACAGUAGGUUAUCGAUUAAGGUGCCUUUAGUCUUUAGCUUAAAACUACUGUAACGAUACCAUAGGUCGGGUAGGGUAAGAUAAGUAUAGUAUUGCACGGUAGGGUAGGGUAGGGUAGAGUUGGGUAAGGGAGGGUAGGGUAGGGUAUGGUAGGGUAGAGUAGGGUAGGGUAGGGCAGGGUUGGGUAUGGCAGGGUAGGAUUGGGUAGGGUAGAGUAGGGUAGGGUAAAAUAGGACAGGGGAGGGUAAGGUAAAAUUUAGCGAAUGUUUUCUGAUUUUUGCCAUUUUAGGUAUACCUAGUCCCCCAACAACUACUUUUGGGAAUUUUAUCAAAAAUUCUGUCGCAAUUACGAGAUGUCUCAAUAUUUCUCACCCUACCAGUAUUCUCAAAUUUUACCGCAUUAUUUACCGAGAAAAACAUGCGAAAACAGAUGAGUGUUCAGAUAUUGGAAGCGGUAGUGUCAAAACAUAAGCUGGGGACAAUCAGUGAUCUGGACUUGGCUUAUCAAGUUGGUUAUUUGAGUUCUUGUUCUUUUAUGGCUUGUAAAGAAAGUUCUUGCUAUUUUUUGGUUUGUAAAUAAAGUUCUUGCCAUUUGUUGUUUUUUAAAGAAAGUUUUUGCCAUUUUUUAAAUUUUAUAUUACUUUAGGUAUCAGACGUCUGCAAAAUUCUCCACGAUUGUCUAGAUGUCUUUUCAUCGGCCGAAGAGUCUUCAGAAGCCGUCGAAUUGAUUAAAGGAGCAUUAAAUCGAUUUGAUGUUAAGCCAGACCCAGAAAAUGCACUUUCAUUUUAUGUUGCAACAAGAGCGAAUUUAUUGAACUUGGACGAAUGUCAAAAGGUAAGGGUCUUUGAAUGAUUUUGUUUGUUUUUAGGUAUGAAAUGGAGUGAAAAUGAGGGAAAGUAUAAAAUUUAGAAGAUUUUUGGGGUAUUGGAAAGAAAGUUCUUGCUAUUUUAUGUUUUGGAAAGAAAGUUCUUGCCAUUUUUUGGUCUGUAAAGAAAGUUCUUGCCAUUUUAUGACUUGUAAUGAAAGUUUGUGUCAUUUUUUGUUAUGUAAAAAAGUUCUUGUUAUUUUUUGCGCUGUAAAGAAAGUUCUUGUCAUUUUUUGGGUUUUACCGUAUAACAUGUCACCCGCAGCCUGUAGGCCUUUUGGCACAAAGAGGGUCCUGUAGAGAAAGUUUUUGUCAUUUAUUUUCCUGUAAAGAAAGUUCUUGCCAUUUUAUGACUUGUAAUGAAAGUUUGUGUCAUUUUUUGUUAUGUAAAAAAGUUCUUGUUAUUUUUUGCGCUGUAAAGAAAGUUCUUGUCAUUUUUUGGGUUUUACCGUAUAACAUGUCACCCGCAGCCUGUAGGCCUUUUGGCACAAAGAGGGUCCUGUAGAGAAAGUUUUUGUCAUUUAUUUUCCUGUAAAGAAAGUUCUUGCCAUUUCUUGUUUUUUGAAGAAAGUUCUUUUUAUCUUAUAGUUUGUAAAGAAAGUUUUUGCUAUUUGGUCAAUUUUUUAUUUUUUGGUCUAUUUGUAUGAUUUUUUCGUGUUAAUGCUCUUUUUCAGCACGUUAUUGACCUCAUCCUCGAACUAGCCUUAUAUGUCAUCAAAUCAGCUCGCUUCUCAAUCACAAGAUCAGCCUUUGUCCAAGCUUGUAUAGCAAAUACCUUCAUCACCAUACCCUCCAUAUCAGACAUUCAAAUUCGAAUGGACUCGGCCAUAAAAUCGGCCGAAAUUGCGUUAGCCGGCCAAGCAUACCUCCAACUCGACUCGCUAAUGGAUCUGAUUCAAGAAGAAUUGGAAAAUCUUCAGAAUCUAGACGAAAUCGUCCGUUUUAUCAACCAAUAUCUGGGUUUGUUGAUGAUUGUGCCAAAGUUUGAUGAGGAGAAGUACUUGAAAUGGGUGGGGACGUGGAUCAAGGUGGUGGACAGGUGGGUUUGAAUUUUUUUUGUUUUUUAAUAAGGUGCUUAAGGGAAUUUAUAAAAAAAGUUGGCGAAUUGGCGUUGACUUAUGUACGGGCGAAUCAGGCUGAACUUGUGUACGAGCGAAUUUGGCUUGACUUAUGUACGGGCGAAUUAGGCUGAACUUGUGUACGGGCGAAUUUGGUCAAACUUGUGUACGGGCGAAUUGGGCUAAACUAAUGUACGAGCGAAUUGGGUUUAACUUACAAUUGUUAUGUACGACUGAAUUACAAAAAUUCAAUUAGGGGGUGGCUUCUAUCUAUCAAAAUUUUUUAUCUCAAAUUUUUCCAGAAUCUCUGGCCAAAUCAAACCCACAGCAAUAUUAUCGACAAUACAAUUUUUAUACGCUUUAAAAAUCGACCGAAAAUUUAUAAAAACGACAAUAUUAAACAGUGCUCCACUUAAAAACACUACAACGACCCAAAAUGAUGGUACUGCAUCAGACGAACAAGAAAAAUCAACGAUAGAUCAAUAUUUGAAUAGCGUAAUGGAAAUGGCUAGCCAAAUAAUAGCGAAUGAAUCGGAAAAUCGACCAGUAUUUUGCGUCAAAUUUCUCGAACUUUUAUCGAUUUUUGUGGGGAAGGUGGAUGAAAUUGUAAGUUUAUCGACUAAAAAUGAUUCAGGGGGUAGAGUUAGGGUAUGGUAAGGUAGAGUAGGGUAGUGUGAGUUAGAGAAAGGUAAGUUAAGAUAAGGUAGAAGAUGGUAGAGUAGGGUGGGUAGGGUAAAGUUGUAUAGGGUGGGGUAGGUAAAGUAGUAUAGAGUGGGGUGGGGUACGGUAGGAUAUGAUAGGGAAUUGUAGGCUAGCGUAUGGUAGGGUACGGCAAGAUAAGUUAAAGUAUACUAGGAUAGAGUAUUUGACUGUUUGCGACAAAAUCAAUGGAUUCUUCAAGCUGAGUUUCCCUAUUUUUAGGCCUACCAAACCGCUAAAAGUGCAUUUAAAAAGUGCCGCAAGGCCACUGAUUCGACAUUACAAGCUCAUUUUAAUCAAAUUCACUUUAAUUCCUAA